CACCCGGACCACGUGGUUCGACCCCGUGUUGUUUAUAUUUAUUCUUCCGUCUCAGUCUCAGGUGAUUCGGAUGAAGUCGCUGUCAAGCUGUCUGUCUGUCUGAACAUGUCUGCUUCCGACCUGCAGCUUCUCCUCGCCUCAUGUUUGUUUUUCGCCGUGUUCGGCUCGGUUCGGGGAGCGAACGGGACGGUGCCGCUGGUUCUGUGGCAUGGAAUGGGUGACAGCUGCUGUAACCCGCUCAGCAUGGGCGCUGUGAAGAAGAUGGUGGAGAUCAAGAUUCCUGGGAUCUACGUGCUGUCCCUGGAGAUCGGGAAAACCGUUGUCGAGGACACAGAGAAUGGGUUCUUCAUGAACGUCAAUGAUCAGGUGUCUCUGGUGUGCGACACGCUGGCUCGAGACCCCCAGCUGAAAGAGGGGUACAACGCCAUGGGCUUCUCACAGGGGGGGCAGUUCCUGAGGGCGGUGGCUCAGAGGUGUCCUUCUCCCCCAAUGAGGAACCUGAUCUCCAUCGGAGGACAGCACCAAGGAGUGUACGGGCUCCCCCACUGUCCUGGCCAGAGCUCUCAUAUCUGUGACUGGAUCCGCAAGAUGCUCAACUCUGGAGCGUACACCGGGAUGGUGCAGAACCAUCUGGUGCAGGCUCAGUACUGGCACGACCCGCUCAAUGAGGAGCUGUACCGGAACCACAGCCUGUUCCUCGCUGACAUCAACCAGGAGAGGGUGCUGAAUGAGUCCUACAAGAAGAACCUGCAGGCUCUGCGCAGCUUCGUGAUGGUCAAGUUCCUCCGGGACUCCAUGGUGGAGCCCAUCGACUCUGAGUGGUUUGGAUUCUACAAGCCGGGCCAGGCGAAGGAGACCGAGACUCUGCAGGAGAGCGCUCUGUACAAGGAGGAUCGGCUGGGUCUGCAGGCCCUGGAUAAGGCAGGGAAGCUGGUGUUUCUCUCCUCUGACGGAGACCACCUGCAGUUCACAGACGCCUGGUUCAACACAAACAUCCUUCCCUACCUGCACUGAGGGGAGCCCCUUCCCCUGCCCAGGACUCCAGGGGGUCCCCUCCAGCAGUGAAGUGAGGCUCUCUGCGCUGCACUAGCCCCACGUUAACCUGCUGCUUUCCGCCACUCAAAACAAAUUGCAUUGCUUUAAAAAGAAUAAUUCAGAACAAUAAUAGAACAAAAAAAAAAAAUAAAAAAAAAAUAAUAAUAAUCUAGACUUAUUUUUGCAAUGAAAUGUUUUGUAUUUUUUAAUAUGCAUAACAUUUCAUUUUUCAUCCUGUUUUUAUAUAUUUCUCCCCAGAAAUGGGAAGUAAUUUUUCUCCUGUAUCUUUUUACAUCCGUUGCACCCGGUGAUCCAGUGCAGCAGGGCAGGGCAGGGCAGGGCAGGCAGUGCCUGACUGCUUGAAUCUCACCCCUGGAUUACUGUGGUCCCCUGCUAGCUCUAUCUAACCCAGCAGCACCCCCUAGCUGUGAUGCACUGAUUGAGACACGGUCUUUAUAUUCCUCAUGAAGAAAUACAUACAGUAAUAAUAAUAAUACAUUUAAAAAACAAAUAGAUGCAUCAUUCAUUGUGAUCUGCUUUAGUUUUUAAUUUUGAAAUAAAAACACUUCAACAGA
Acipenser ruthenus (sterlet) is the source of this 1610-nucleotide messenger RNA. Its product is annotated as palmitoyl-protein thioesterase 1-like. Lineage: Eukaryota; Metazoa; Chordata; Actinopteri; Acipenseriformes; Acipenseridae. The coding region runs from base 106 to 1014 and encodes 302 amino acids. Gene Ontology annotation, cellular component: lysosome. The record is from RefSeq and is a predicted model, not a curated record. Gene Ontology annotation, molecular function: palmitoyl-(protein) hydrolase activity. Gene Ontology annotation, biological process: receptor-mediated endocytosis; protein depalmitoylation. The transcript is spliced from 9 exons.